AUGGGACGGACAGUAAUUGCAUUCGACCUGUACGGUACUAUUCUCUCCACCGGAUCGAUAGCAGGAGAGUUGGCAGAACUAUACGGGCAAGACAAAGCCCAGUCAAUUGCCGCUCUAGCAAGGCGAUAUCAGCUUGAGUCAACAUGGCGCGUGACCAGCAUGGGUAAGUUGAGACAAGCCAAAAAUGAAGAGCCACCACUGAUGAUAUCUGAAGGCGCUUAUCGCACAUUUAGUGACUUGACGAGAUGGUCAUUUCGGCAAGCUACGAAAGAGAUUGGUGUUGAGCUUAGUCCUGAGCAGGAAGAGCGUAUCAUGGAUGCAUAUAACGGCCUAGACACAUUCCCAGAUGUGGAUAGAGCACUUGGAAAGCUGGAAGAACAUGUAUCCAUCGAUCCGUACAUCUUUUCAAACGGAACCAAGGCCAUGAUGACAUCGUCACUCGAUACAUGCCCAACUUUGUCAAGAGUGAGCAACAUAUUUCCCCACGAGAAAGUCGUCAGCAUCGAUCCUCUCAAAGUGUUCAAGCCGCAUCCUCGCACGUAUGAGUUCAUGGCUGAGACAGCGGGAAUGAAGUCUCAGCUUGAUAGGGUUUGGCUGGUAAGCUCAAACCCAUUCGAUGUCACUGGUGCUGUAGCUUUUGGAUUCAAGAGUGCAUGGAUCGACCGUGAAGGAAAAGGCUGGACUGAUACACUGGGAUGUUCACUGGGACUUCAGCCGACUGUGAUAGCGUCUGGUGUGGAUGAAGCUGUGCAGGUAAUCUUGCGUCAGUCUGAGGAGUUUAAGUAG
Molecule: messenger RNA, 786 nt
Organism: Fusarium subglutinans
Lineage: Eukaryota; Fungi; Ascomycota; Sordariomycetes; Hypocreales; Nectriaceae
Product: haloacid dehalogenase type II
Exons: 1
Coding region: 1-786 (261 amino acids)
Molecular function (GO): hydrolase activity, acting on halide bonds, in C-halide compounds
Source: RefSeq, a predicted model, not a curated record